AGUUGCUUUUCCUCCUAAGGGUGCUAUUGGGUGCAUAAGAUGAACCCCGUGAUCACGUCGUCCGGUGGCAUGCAACCGAUCAUUGCCGAGUACUUCAAGCUGAUCCCGUUCUAGCCGUUCUAGGACUAUUCGGUGCUCGUGCACAAAGCAUUGUGAGCUUAAAAUAAGCUAAAAGCAGACGAGCAAAAAAAGGGCCGAUAAUAAUCGAAAAAAAAAACACCAACCACCUCUAGAACGCCGUUUGCUUCCUGUGCAUUCGUUUAUGGCUGUGAUAAAUAGCUGACAAGGAAACCGCGGAAAGUCGCCUUACAUUCGCCCAUCGCCACCGUACGGAAAGACAAAGCGCACGACUUUGUUCGCGCGAAUGUGAAUAGUGCUGUGAAUAGUGUUAAGAAGCGGUUCCCCUUUUUUUUUUGGUGCCAUCAGGGAAACAAGACUGCGAAUUAUAUGCUUGCUCUUCCCGUAUCGGGAGUCGUUAAAGUGCUGAUCGUUUCGCAUUCAAAAUGACGGGCAAAGACACGGUCGUGCUGGUCGACAAAGACACGGUGCCGAAGCUGACGUCUACCAACACCACCAGCGAGAAGGUCCCAAUGGUCACGCUGGCCACCGUUGAAAGCCAACCGAACAAGGCGGCCGAACGGGGCAAGGCCAUACGUCAGGUGAUAGCCGCCUUUAUCGCCAACAUCGGUACGAUCAACACCGGGCUCAUCUUUGGGUUUUCGGCCGUAGUCAUUCCUCAGCUGCAGGCUCCGGAUUCGCUCAUCCCGGUUGAUGAAAGCCAAUCGUCAUGGGUUGCAUCCUUAUCAGCGAUCGGUACGCCGAUCGGUUGCCUGCUAAGUGGUUACGUAAUGGAUAAUUUUGGACGUAAGAAAGCACUGAUCGUAACCCAGAUCCCGACCAUCAUCGGUUGGAUCGUAAUCGCUUGUGCGUCAAACGUGGGCAUGCUGUACGCCGGACGUGUCCUUACUGGCUUCGGUUCUGGCAUGGUAGGUGCACCCGCUCGUGUCUACACUUCCGAGGUAACGCAACCACAUCUCCGUGGUAUGCUGUGUGCUCUCGCCUCCACUGGCAUUAGCUUGGGUGUGCUGAUUCAAUAUACACUCGGUGCUUUCACCACCUGGAAGACGCUCUCCGGAGUGUCCUUGGUGGUGCCAGUGGCCGCGCUGGUGUUCAUGUUCCUGAUGCCCGAAACACCGAACUACCUCGUGUCGAAGCAAAAGCCUGAAAAGGCCCUCAAGAGUAUGGCCCGGCUGCGUGGUUCCAGUUACAACAUCGAGCGUGAGGUCGAGCAGCUGAAAACGUUCGCAGCCAAAUCGAACGCUAGCGGCAAAAAGAAACUUAGCUUCCACGAAACCGUCCAGGCGUUGGUGCAUCCUUCCUGCCUGAAACCGUUCUGCAUCCUGACGAUCUACUUCAUGAUGUACCAGUUCAGUGGCGUCAACACGAUCACGUUCUACGCGGUGGAGAUCUUCCGUGAUUCCGGCACCAAGAUGGACAAAAACACCUGCACGAUCAUGCUGGGUGUGGUUCGGUUUGUUUUCACGAUCAUCGGUGCUGUUUUGCUGCGCCGUUGUGGCCGUCGUCCACUGACGUUCAUUUCCGGUAUUGGCUGCGGAUGUACUAUGGUUGGAUUGGGUCUGUAUCUGUACUUCAAGCGCCAGUGGGAGCUGGCUGAUCCACCGAUCGAACCGACCGCCACCUGGAUUCCGGUCGCGUGUAUCUUCAUCUUCAUCAUCACGUGCACGUUGGGCUUCCUGAUCGUGCCGUGGGUCAUGAUCGGUGAGCUGUACCCGAUGAAGGUGCGUGGUCUGGUUGGUGGCUUUACCACCUGCAUGGCGCAUAGCUUCGUUUUUAUAGUGGUCAAAACAUAUCCUUUGCUGACGCACGUCAUCGAACGCCACGGAACGUUCCUUGUCUACGGAUGUUUCUCCUUCGCCGGUACCGUCUUUUUCUACUAUUGCCUGCCGGAAACGAAGGGCAAGACUCUACAGGAAAUUGAGGACUAUUUCUCGGGUCGCAUUAAAACGCUUAAGAAAUCGAAUGACCCCGACACGCAGAAUACCGACGGUAAGCCACUGCUGGUGAUCAACGGUGCCAAACCAGCGGUGAUUUCGCCUGAAAAGAACAAACUGUUCCCGUAACGUCACAAAAGCUACGUGCGCACAUGUUGUCCGUUUUAGCAGGAUCAUGAACCGGGGCUCGCCUGUGAGUUUGUUAUUUUAACUUUGUUCCUAUAUUUAAAUCGCGUCACCCCGUCGGUGAACGAUGGAUGCAACAUAUAUGGUUUGCUCCAAAUUGAGAUCUGAGUGCAGACUGCAGCCACAAGCGAGUGCGGGAACGUUUUUGACGAAUAGGUGGAUUCGUAGUUUGUAGGCUUUCCUCAUGUCUAAUUUACUUAAACUUGUGUGCGCUCGUUCCAUUCAGUCAAUAAGCAUUAUUUAAAAAUAUAUAUGUGUAUUUUAUACAAAAUAGAAUAGAACAGAAUAAGGUAGAGUGUACGAAUACACAGUAUAACUUAGCGGUUAAUCGAACGGUUUCAGUAAGCAAAAAAGACGCAUCGAUCAACAGCUUAAUUCCUAUGGCCAGUUGCCAGUGAUCAGCGAGCGUAAGAUGUGAAAGCGUAGGCUCUAGUGUUACUAAGUAGCAGCAAUAAUGCAGAAGUGCAAAAAAACACAGUAAAAUACUGUUGAUGAUGAUUAUAAGAUUGUGUGCAAGGAUCGCAACAGUCUUGCGUUAGCAUACUUGCAAUGGUUGCACGUUGAAAAAACAAGGAACUAAUGAACACACCACCAGUGCCUAGCGGAAGGUAUGAAGAGUAGAUACAUAAUAAAAUAUAUAUACAUAUAUAUAUAU
This is a messenger RNA of Anopheles nili, 2853 nucleotides long. RefSeq names its product facilitated trehalose transporter Tret1-2 homolog. Gene Ontology annotation, cellular component: membrane. Lineage: Eukaryota; Metazoa; Arthropoda; Insecta; Diptera; Culicidae. Gene Ontology annotation, biological process: carbohydrate transport; transmembrane transport. The coding region runs from base 504 to 2141 and encodes 545 amino acids. The transcript has 4 exons. The record is from RefSeq and is a predicted model, not a curated record. Gene Ontology annotation, molecular function: sugar transmembrane transporter activity.